This is a messenger RNA of Somion occarium, 1829 nucleotides long. Lineage: Eukaryota; Fungi; Basidiomycota; Agaricomycetes; Polyporales; Cerrenaceae. The record is from the annotation of a GenBank genome assembly.
GCCACGGGCGACCGGAGCUACGUGAGUGUAGCUGCUGGAAGCCACCGUGUAUAUCGCCACGCCUGAUCAAAAAGAAAAUUCAUCCUUCGCCAGGGCGCUUGUUUGGGGGAUAACAGAACGGUAGACGAGUAGCCAACGGCAUACACGUAUUUGACAGAUAAACCGAUGCUGCCCUCAAGUUUUGGUUGCAGGACUGUCGAUCCGAACUUAGAACAGCGUGCGGCCAUGAAAAGUUGUGGGUUAUUUCGGUCACAAAGGAUUUGAUUAUCACUGGAAACCCUCUCAGCACCUUGUACGGCCUAUACUCCAAGGUCUUGCGACAGAUAGAGCAAGGAGUCAUAACAUCUGGCGACACGUUCAAGUUUCUCAUGCGCAGCAGAAGCAUAUAUCAUAUAUUUCUCUCUCUAUAUCGAAUGAGUUACGAGGGUCGAAUGGGCGUUUGAAGUCAGCUUUGUGCAUAGUAAUCUCAAGUCGACUGACACUGGCAUGAUGCAAUCUCUGAGGAACACAUAUAUAGGACAACUGGUUUCCGCACUGUCAGCGCUCAUCUUCAAUGUCUACGCCGAGCCUCAAUACCCUCGUCGAUGCCCAGACAGCGAACUAUCUUGUAGCCUCCGCAGCUGCGCUUUGGGUCUGGGAUGUAAUCUCUUCAUUCCCUGAUGACGUGCAGGUUUUUGUUGGACGGAAGUUCACAUUUACUGAUGUUGCUUAUGCACUUGCCCGAGCAGCAUCCGGCGGAUUUCUGUUGGCAUCCGUGAGGUAUUCAGCGGAUCCCAUUGGGCCAGGCUGCUUUGGAACCCUGACCUCUAUGUCCUGGUUCGAACCCUCUGCGUUGGUCUUCAACGCUUUGCUCUUCCUCAUUCGAGUCCGCGCUGUGUUCCUUGACUCAAGGAAGAUAGUAGCUGCGUUCAGCUUGUUAUGGCUGGCCACCCUCACAGCCUAUACCCUUCCAUUCAGCUCCGAUUUAACCGCGCAUAACUGCCAGUUUGUCGGCACUGUGAAGCCUCAGGGAUCAGUAGGAUUCAUCGUGGUCGCGAUCUUCGACACUGCCGUGUUCACUGCAAUUUCUUACCACGUCCUCAAAUUUAGCUUGGCCCUUACCUGGAAGGAGCGUUUUGCAUCGUUCCUUGAUGGUAGCGGGCUUGGACACGUAUCUAGAGUACUUCUGCAAACGGGACAACUAUAUUACUUAGCAACUGUUGGGAUGACCAUUCUGAAUUUGGUCACCUUCCUCUCGUCAGUACCACCAAGUUUCAAAGGUGGAUCGACGUUGUUUAGCAUUGCCAUACAAAACAUCAUGGCUUGCAAAGUAUUUCGCCUGCUCAGGCUUGGUCUACUUCGAGACGAUACCCAUUCAUCUCGAACAACUCGCGCGCAGCAGUCACAUAGCAUACGCUUCACACCCGGAACCGACUACACCAGUGGAAUUAUGUUGUCUACUUUCCAAGGAGAUACGAGCUUCUCCACCACAGAUGACACACAGGCGACCAGGGACUAAGCGACGGAGAAAGCUGGCUCGGGGCUGCCUACGGGUGGACCUACAAAUGAAGGUGUCGGAAUUACUGUCUAGGUUGGUCGACUCCGUUAUCCCCCCGUAGACUGUUAUAUACGCAUACCUCAUGCCAUGGAUGGAGAGGAAUUGAAGGUGCGAACCGUGAAGGUCGAUAGAGCGCGAGGGAAAUUCCUACGAUGUUUCCAUUUUGUCGCUGUAGAUGAUAACAUGAAAACUUCGAUAGUGAUCCUGUUCAAUGAGUCAAUGGGAUAGGUAUAUGAGAAGGUGUAUAAGUAAUAGCCCUGUAAUGAUUUCGUUACCAAUCAACACCUACAGU